Aspergillus saccharolyticus JOP 1030-1 is the source of this 1391-nucleotide messenger RNA. Its product is annotated as putative glycosyl hydrolase. The transcript has 2 exons. The record is from RefSeq and is a predicted model, not a curated record. Gene Ontology annotation, biological process: carbohydrate metabolic process. The coding region runs from base 213 to 1370 and encodes 385 amino acids. Lineage: Eukaryota; Fungi; Ascomycota; Eurotiomycetes; Eurotiales; Aspergillaceae.
AGGCGCUGUGAUCGGUCAAUGUGAUCUUUGGAUGGGGUCUGCAUACGUAGAAUUUUCCUGGUGGAGUCGAUGCAGAAUGUGAUGGAUCUUGCCUUGCGCUUUUUCUGGGUGAUAGAUAAAAGGAGGUCUCCUGGGGGUUUGGUUCAUGCAUUCAUUCACGUCUUUCUUUUUCUCCUUCCCUCCUGCUCGUUUCCUUCUGGUAAUCUCGCAAAAUGCAUUCCCUAACACCAAUAAUCACUCUCACUCUCACCCUCCUCUCUGGCGCCAGCGCCACAAAUACCACCGCCAUGGACCACGCCUACGCGGCCGCUACCACGCUGCAAACCUACUACAAUCCCACGACUGGCAUCUGGAACACCUGCGGCUGGUGGAACGGCGCCAACUGCCUGACCACAAUGGCGGACCUCUCGCUGAAGAACGAGACCAUCAACGAGACCGCCGUCGGCGUGUUCGAGAACACCUUCCGCGUGGCAACCAACACGAACCCGUACCCGGCACGCGGGAUCGACGCUGACUACACCGCCGCCAACGGCACCGCCUACACGAUCCCCGGCCAGCCGACAGGCGCGGCCAACGCCUCGUUGUGGCUGGACGGGAGUUAUGAUGAUGAUAUGUGGUGGGGGCUGGCCUGGGUGGCGGCCUACGACGUCACGGGCGUGAGUGAUUAUUUGGAUUUGGCCGAGGGGGUGUUUUAUCAUCUUAGCCGCGCAUGGCCCUCCCUCUGCGGCAACGGCGGCAUCGACUCCGACUACACCCACGUCUACGUCGGCGCCAUCCCCAACGAGCUGUUCCUGGCGCUCGGGGCGCAGCUGGCCAACCGCGCCGCCGACAGCGAGUAUUACCUCGACUGGGCGAAGCGACAGUGGGCGUGGUUCGAGGCCUCCGGGCUGAUCAACGACGACCACACGAUCAACGACGGGCUGACCACCGCCUGCACGAACAACGGCAUGACCGUGUGGUCGUACAACCAGGGCGUCAUCCUCGGGGCGCUGGUCGAGCUGCACCGCGCCGCGGGCAGUCCGGCGAACUCCACCUACCUGGAAGCGGCUGGCAAGAUCGCGCAGGGGGCGAUUGCGGCGCUGACAGACGCGGAGGGGGUCGUGCAUGAGUCGUGCGAGCCGGACGCGUGCGACAGCAACGAGACGCAGUUCAAGGGGAUUUUCGUGCGCAAUCUGAAGUGGUUGCAGGGGGUCGCGCCGAACGAGACCUACGCCCGCGUGAUCAAUGCGUCGGCGGCGAGUCUGUGGGCGAAUGAUCGCACCGAUGCCAAUGGGUUCGGGGUCGACUGGUCGGGCCCGGUCACGGCUGCGGGCGUGAAUGCGUCGACGCAGAGUUCGGCGCUGGAUGCGCUGGUCGCUGCUAUUUGGUAGAUGCAUAGAAUAGUACUAUAG